GUUACGUAAGGGCGUGUCAACCGUGUUUUUGUUUGUCUCAAAAUUUUGUGUUUUCAGUCAUUUCUAGGAAUAAAUGGUAGGUCCAGUGUGUGCCUGUUGUUACGCUGAAUCUUACUGCAAUUUUCCUGUUGGUCCCAGAAGUUAGGGGAUUACGUAAUGUGUCGUAAUACGUGGCGCGCGCUUAACGUUGGGAAAUAGUGAUCACCCCCCAGCGCGCCAUGACAUACAUGUACAGGUACAUGUACACCAGUUUGGCGUGUAGAGUUGUGAUUCAACAUUGAUGUUCAAUCAGUUGGUAGCCUUCUCAAUUGGAAGCGACAUUCUAGCCGGUUUCGAGUGAUGAUCAGUUGUGAUUUUUCAUCACCGUCAAUGUGUGUACCUUCGGAGGCUUAGCUGUAAUACAGCAUGGCUUUGUUCGUGCAAACUACAAAUCCGCUGUGUUUCAAAGGACUAAGGUCCUUUGGUAGGUGGCCAACAGUCACCAUGUCAUCUAUCGAAAGCAGUCCUGACCAUGCGCGGGAUGUGCCCUGUAAACUAGAGCCACAGUCCCCGCCACACAGCGAUGACGAACCCACAAAUCUCGUGAUCAACAUCAAAGAGGAGCCAGCGGAUGAGGAAUACCGAGAGGAAUACCAUGACAAUAGGGAAAUCGUGGACGAAAUCAGCAAAGAUCAUCAGCAAAAUAACGGGGAACAUGUCGCAGAAACGGAAGCAGAGUAUUACAAAGAGAUCAACAUACCCCAAAUUGUUGUAGCCCCCAAACCGGAGAUCAACCAGACUAAGAUGGUGUUAUCGCCGUGUAUUUCAGUUCCUUUAGCCAAUGGAGGAUCUCUAAGACCCAUCAAAUCUGGUCGAGGUACAUGCAGGGAUCUCUCGAGCACCCCAACGCCACCGCCUAUAACCUCAACUCGCCUGGUACCGGUGAACAUCAAGGCAUCCGGGCCCAUACCGAUUGCUCUGACACUGAGCAAGCCAGAGGUAGAUACGAAGACUAAUACGUCAACAUUGGACAGCCAAGCACAGGCGCAUCACCUAAUGACGCUAGCAACAGAAGCAGACAAGAUACUGAAAAAGCAAGAGAAGCAACUGAGGAGGGAAGAGGGAAUGAGUUCUGACCAUACUGCCAAAGUAAAGCUUUGCAUCAGUGAGGAGGACAAUAUGUGUUCGUCGUCUGACUCCAGUGGUGCUGGUAUCGAUUCUUUCUUGAACACAAACGAUCAGACUCUUACACUAAUUCAGAGACGAGCUGCCGAAGCGUCGCUGUCUAGCACGAAGAAGACUAAGAGGAAACGAAGCCAACUGCCUGACGAUAUGAAGGACGAAACUUACUGGGAGAGACGGAGGAAGAAUAACGAAGCAGCCAAGAGAUCCAGAGAUGCCCGACGGGCUAAGGAAGACCAGAUUGCCAUCCGUGCUGCCUUGCUAGAACAAGAGAAUAUGAGACUUAGGAUUGAAGUAGCUGCACUCAAGGAAGAAACAGUCAGGUUGAAAGGCUUGCUGUAUGAGAAGUGAGGAGUUGACAUAACACCGCCUGUCCUUGCCCUAGUCACGUCUAUCUGGUUUAAAACCUUAUCACUGAAAACAUUUAAGCCUGUUUUUCUGUCAUACAGUCUCUAGAAUAAGUCGCCGAGGGUUUUCUAGACAUGAGCCCAUCGAAUGGCUGUCAUUUGUAGAAGGCCAAGCUGUUUGACAGUUUCUUCAGAACUGUUUCACAGACAAUCGUUUUAAUGGAUAAAAAGAUUCUAUUGCACUUGCUUGGCCUGAAAUUGGGUGCUGUUAACGCUGCUGCAUAUUUAUAAAGCUUCCGUUGGAGGUCUGGUUCCAUAAAUUUCAGUCGAAAAUAAUACGUCAUAUAGAAUGGACGAGGACUGAAGAUACGUGCAAAGAAUUGCACGAAUCUACAGUUCCAAGUUCUAUUCUCAGACUAACUAUUUCCCGCUGUUGCACGAACAUGGAGUCCCCGGUCUAUGACGCUCUCUCUCUCUGUUAACCCUUCGCUUGACUGCACACCCUUUGUUCCAUGACGCUCUCUCUCUCUGUUAACCCUUCGCUUGACUGCACACCCUUUGUUCCAUUUGUGCACGGGUUUGGGCUACGUGAAACACAGAGUAUUCGUGCAAUGAAAUAUACCAAGCAAGAUAUGGGACGGAGAGGUACCCCCUCCCUUACCUAUCCAAUCCCUAUACACUCUCUAGACUAUUGUUACC
This is a messenger RNA of Acanthaster planci (crown-of-thorns starfish), 2207 nucleotides long. RefSeq lists its product as uncharacterized. Gene Ontology annotation, cellular component: nucleus. The record is from RefSeq and is a predicted model, not a curated record. Gene Ontology annotation, molecular function: DNA-binding transcription factor activity, RNA polymerase II-specific; RNA polymerase II cis-regulatory region sequence-specific DNA binding. Lineage: Eukaryota; Metazoa; Echinodermata; Asteroidea; Valvatida; Acanthasteridae. Gene Ontology annotation, biological process: regulation of transcription by RNA polymerase II.